Cladocopium goreaui is the source of this 3564-nucleotide messenger RNA. NCBI's taxonomy places the organism in Eukaryota, Dinophyceae, Suessiales, Symbiodiniaceae. The record is from the annotation of a GenBank genome assembly.
AUGCUGUUUUGUUCACCUGAGCCUGUGUCUCUGAUCCUCUUUCGCUGCACUGCACAGGUGAACAAACUCCAGGACUUGAAGACCUUCUGCAACGACCCAAAGAACAACAAAAAGGGCUUGACCUUUCGAACCAAUACCGAACGCAAGAAGUAUGUGACACAGACUUUGGGCUUGCGGAUAGUACAAAAUCCCAGGGAUGGUACUGAUUGUGUCCCGGUCUUGGACACGGUGGUGAUGCUCUCAGGACACAGACGCAGCACAAAGAGGGUCAAAGAGGAAGCUUUCCAGGACAAAGAAGAGUCGAAGGAAGCUUUUGAAAAGGCUGCAAAGCGACUUCAAGUGGAAACGAACUCGAAGGAGAUCAUGCAGGCUUUGGCAGAGGACAGUGGCUCUGAUGACAAGAAGUCCCCAGCCAGUGACUCGGAGGACUCGUCUGACUCCAGCAGCUUUGCUGGAGUUUCUCGAGCCAAACAGGAGCCCGAAGUGCCAGCAAGCGCAAACAAGAAACAAAGUGCAAAGGGCAAGGCGAAAGCCAAUGCCAAGAAGAGAUCUGGAAAGACUGAGGCUACACAGGCACCAUCAGCUGUGAAGGACAAAGCUGAUAAAGCCGCCGAUAAAGCUGACAAAGAGAGGAAAAAGGAAGAAGACCGUAUUGGCAAUCUCGUUGCCACCCAUCAGAAGACUCUUGGUCUUUUGCAGGAACUGACGCCAAAUGUUGUUUGGAGGAGCUUGGUUCGCACAGUGGAACUUGACAGGCGUUUGACCAAAGCAGCUGCUGCGUUGGAUGAGUUGUCAGCUCUCUCCGACCCUGACACUCCUGAGCCUUUGAGAGAGCAGAUUUCCACUUUGAAGAUCGAUCUUGCCAAGAGCAUUGCCUUCGCCCAGUCCCUGAAGGCAACUUGCCUGUUUGUCAGGACGACGGGAUCAGCAGAGAUGUCGAAGGAAGUUCUCGAGGGCAAGGAGCUGGUGUCUUCCAUUCAGAAAUGUUGCACAAGCUUGCUCUCGGACAGCGCAACCAUUGCUGACAUGUUGCAUUCCAUUGCCAAGAAAUUGUUCGAGGUGGAAGACCAUUGCCUUUUCUUGUUCCUUCAGAUUCGAACCGGCGAAGACGGCCUGAUUGAGCAAUGCUCAUUCAACCUUGGGACGCUAUUGGCCAUGAAGAUUGGUAGUGAGAAGGACCAACAGGACAGUUUUGUCAAGGAUCUUCUCAAGAUCCAAACCAGGGCUUUGGGUGAAUUCUUCUUUGAAAGGCUCAAGGGCAAUACCAGCAUUGCAAUGGCUCAAGCGAAACUUCCACCUUCACUUUGCCAGAAAUGCUUUGAUGAUGAACUCGAUUGGCUUCCUUCAUCAAACCAGAUCGGCUCCGUGGCACUGGAGAGCUACAGGAACCGCUCUGGAUUCUCAGUAGAGAAUAUGAGGGACUUGCAACGUGUUUUUGCAUGCCUCAUGAAGGAGGAGGGUGCAAGCGAGCAUCUGAAGCAGGACAAUGAAUACUUCCAGAAGGUUUGUGGCCCAACAGCUGGCUUUGGCGCCAGAGUGGUUGUGCCCAUGUCAUCGCAAGGCGAAUGGAGGACCUCCAUCAAGGACAACAAGUUCCUUUGUUACCACAAUCAGGAUGAAGCCAAUGCCAAAGGCACCAUGGGACCAUAUGUGAAAGGGUCCGGUCUCAAAGUUGCUGUUGCAGCUGGGCAAUCUCGCAGAGUACAGAUCGAAGACAUUGUUUUCAAGAGCCCUGCUUCGGUCCAGUUGCACCAUGACCUUGCAAUCGCUGAGACUGCCUAUCUUGAUGGCUUGGAGGCGAACAAGGUUUCUGAAGAAGUUCAUGAGGGCACGUGGAUGGGUGAUUACGAACAGACUGACCACCAGAUUGGGUCUUUGCAGUUUUCACUGCAGUUCCUUUAUGUGGCAGCAGCCGUACUGCAUGAAAAGGAGAAACAAAAGCCUGCCCAUGGUCAAUGGGACAGUGGGAAGCUCUGGCAACUUCUUCUGAACUCCCAGAAGGAGAUUGCAAGCAUGAAGGCUCUUGAGCAGAAAGUUGACCCCCUCCUGGAACGUUUCGAUGCCAUUUUUGAGAUUGACAUUUCGGACGAAAACUUGGAUGCAAUCAAGACAGCAGUGGAAGGAGUUGCAGAAGCAGGAGAUCUCCUUUUGGCUUUGCGCAAGGGGGGCAAGGGCGAAUGCGAGUUGUCUGUUGGCAAGAUUCAGGACAAGAUGGCUGCCCUUGUGAAAUGGGCAGGGGGGAUGUCCAAGAUGAAGGACUUUGAUGCAGCCUUGGGCAGCCUUGCUGAUUCUGUGGGGUUGCAACUCAACAUCCCUGAUGAUGCUAGCAGCAAGGACAUUGCUGAGUCCUUCCCGCUGUCCUUGCCAACACUGCCAAGUCUUGUGGACCAAGCAUUCCUUUUGCAGUGCUACAUCAAUGCAAAGUUCGGCCUUUCCGACAUUGACAACGAGGAUCAGAAGAUUACUGCCAGCUCAUUCCAGUUCUUGCUAGAAUGGGCAACACGGACACUUUCCAAGCAGAACACUGUUGACUGCCGGCAGGAUGACAAGGUCAAGAGUGUGAGGAUUCUGCAGGACUAUGCAAAGGAAUGCCUCAAGUUCUUUCCAGCCAAGGGCAGUGACGACUUGAAGCCUUUCAUCGCCAGCAGCGCCAUCAAGCAGAUGUUGGAAAGAUUGCAGCGUGUUUGCUAUGCAGCCAUCCUGACAGGCCUGAUCAGUGGCGACUUCAAGACAAAGGACCUCAGUCAGAUUCUUCCUCCAGACUUGAAACCAGUAGCCAAUGUUUUGCAAACGAACUGGGAUCAAGCCUGUGAAGACAUUCAAAGGCCAGAAGGGGAUCUGACAGGUUUCCUGCUGAGACUUGAGGAUGCAAGUUUGCUGGAGGCAACAUGCAACCGAUGCCGAGAGUUCCAGUCAGCUUUUAGCAAAGGCAUUGGAGAGGCAGCUUCUGCCACCAGCCAGGUGGCCUUGCCUCCGCUGGAUCGAUUCAUCUCCAAGUAUGAAGCCAUUCAGGCUGCAGUUGAGAAGUGGGACCUUCAGGAUGUGGAAUGGAUCUUCAAAGACGAAUCGGAAGCAGAGGUGAAGCAAGACAUCGAAGACUUCAAAACUCACCGCCAAGAGUUCCUGGAUAUGCAGGAGACUCUGGCCAAGCUGGUUGGCCACAUGGGCGUGACACAGUGUGAAGAGUUGAAGGCAGGCUUGAAGGUUUGUCAGGAUUUUGUCCAGGAAGGGCAGUCCAAAUGCAAGGUUGGGACAGAGUAUGUCAGCUUCAUUCUCUUGGCAAGUUGCAUUGUGCAGAAGCAGGACCAGCAAAGCGUGAAGAAGGUCGAUGCCUACUUCAAGAAAUGCUUUGGGAAUGGGUUUGACUACGACGCAUUGCCAGCCAAACUUGGUCAGAACUUGAAAGCCCUGCAGGCCGAGGACGGCAACAAAAAGGAGAAGGCCGAGAAGCCAGACAAGUCGAAGAAAGAGAAGAAAGAGAAGAAAGCAAAGGACGCGGAGGAAUCGAAAAAGAGACCCAGUACUGAGGCAAAAGAGCCCAAGGCCAAGAAGAACAAAAAGUAG